Cervus elaphus (red deer) is the source of this 1134-nucleotide messenger RNA. It is a transcript of the gene LTK, whose product is annotated as leukocyte receptor tyrosine kinase. Gene Ontology annotation, cellular component: signaling receptor complex. Gene Ontology annotation, biological process: protein phosphorylation; multicellular organism development; regulation of neuron differentiation. Lineage: Eukaryota; Metazoa; Chordata; Mammalia; Artiodactyla; Cervidae. The record is from RefSeq and is a predicted model, not a curated record. Gene Ontology annotation, molecular function: ATP binding; transmembrane receptor protein tyrosine kinase activity.
AUGAGGCUACCUGGCCUUGAGCUCCAGAUCAGCAAGCUUCAUAUCUCCACCAUGAGGACAAUCCCCAACCCCUACUACUUCCAGACUCUGCCAGAACUCUGCUGUCCACAGGAUGGGCUGGAUUUCCUCACCGAGGCGCUCAUCAUGGGCGAGUUCAGCCAUCAGAACAUCGAAUACUGUGAGUGCAUCAGGGCUACCUCUGGCCUAAUUCUGCUGGAGUUGGUGUCUGGAGGGGACAUGAAGGGUUUCCUGAGUCAGGUAAAGACCUGUUCAUGGGUCCCCAAACCUGCCCAGCCAUCACCUCUGGCCAUGCAAGACCUCCUCCAGCGUCGGGACAUAGCCGAGGGUUGCCACUACCUGGAAGAAAAUCACUUCAUCCACAGGUCGCAAUGAUUUUUUGCCUGACUCUGCUGGGCCACGAGGAACUGCCUUCUGAGCUGCACUGGAUUCAGCCAAGUGGCCAAGAUUGGAGACUUGCAUGCAAGCAAUAUCUACAGGGCCAGUUAUUACCACAAGGGGGGGGGGCCCAGGCUCUGCGGGGGGCCCCCAGAAGCCUCCCUGGAGGGCAUCUUUACAUCCAAGACAGACUCCUGGUGAUUUUAAAUGCUGCUCUGGGAGAUCUCACUGGGCUAUAUACCCUACCCUGGGUGCACCAGUCAGGAGGUGCUGACUGUGUCAUGGGGCAGGAGGGUGGGGGAUGGAUGACCCUCUCAGUGUGAGUAUGGAGUUAAGUGUAUCAUGACUCAGUUGAAAGCAUCAGCUGAACUUUGUCCUCGUUUUGCCAGCAUCUUGGAGCAUCUUCAGUACAGCACUCAGAACCCUGUUGUGCUAAAUUCACCCCUUUCAAUGGAAUUAACCCAUCCUGGAGGAGGAAGGGGCUGGGGAGCCGGUCUCUGGGGGGGCCUAAGAUCUCCACAGGCCCAGGAACUGAGUCUGGGGAGGUUGAAAAACUUGGGAGGGAGCCUCCUUGGUCCCCAGCUGCCCUUUGGCCUCAAGUCCCCCGAAUCCAGGAGUAACCAACCUUGGAACCUUUGGAAUCUCACCUGUGGUUCCUGGGUGCCACAGGGUCCUAAGGAUGAGGACUCUAGCACUGAUGGUGACAGUCCCUCCCUGCACUCCUCCCCAGGCUUCUAG